AUGAAGCUAACCACCGGGAAUGAGGGUGAGGCUGCUGCUCGACCAAGUCGGCGGAACAGCUCGGAAACAAAUGCGCCUGUGAGCAUGAUGUCGCAGUCAAGCUUUGUUGCUGUCAUAUCUGCUGACCACGUGCUCGUGCACCGGCAGGUUGUACCCAGAGACAGAAACACCUUUCUCUUCUCGGCCACGAUGACCUCAAAGGUCUCCAAGUUGCAGCGCGCAAGCUUGAAGAAGCCGGUGAAGGUAGAGGUGAGCUCCAAGUGUGAUACAGCGGCCGGGCUGGUUCAGAACUUCAUGCUGAUCCCAUUUAAGUUUAAGCACACCUACUUUGCAGCCUUGGUGGCUCACUUUAUCCACUAUGCGGUCAUGGUCUUCACCGACACAUGCCUUGGAGCACAAAGGCUUUCCGUUUUCUUGAGGCACAUGGGCAUGAAGUCCAUCUGCCUCCAUGGACAAAUGAGCCAGGCGCAGAGACUUGGGGCACUCAGCGGAUUCAAGGCCAAAGAGCAACGGAUCCUGGUGUGCACGGACGUGGCCUCGCGAGGAUUAGAUGUUCCGUCAGUCGAUUUGGUGGUGAAUUACGACAUUCCCAAAAACUCCAAGGACUACAUUCACAGAGUUGGACGAACGGCGAGGGCCGGAAGAAGCGGAAGAGCUGUCACGAUAGUCACCCAGUAUGAUGUGGAGCUCUUCCAGCGAGUUGAGCAUUUCCUUGGCAAGAAGCUGGAGGAAUUCAGCGAGCUGGUGGACACGAAGGUGAAAGCCAGCCACGAGCGCGUGCUCGAGGCGCUCCGAAGCACUGAGCUUGAGCUCAGAGAGCAGGACGAAGGCACCUCCGAACGAGCUGUGAAGAGGAAGAUGCAUCAGCAGAAGUCCAAGGGCAAGAAGGGCAGGCGCAGAUGA
This is a messenger RNA of Symbiodinium necroappetens, 903 nucleotides long. NCBI's taxonomy places the organism in Eukaryota, Dinophyceae, Suessiales, Symbiodiniaceae. The record is from the annotation of a GenBank genome assembly.